AUGCUUCUCACUCGCACGCUGCGUACUCUGCCACGCGCUCAGGCGUACAAUGCGAUCCGCACGCUGUCCACCGGCGCGCCCGACAUCCAGCGGUUGACCGUCUUCGGCGGGGGGUUGAUGGGAGCCGGUAUCGCUCAGGUCGCGGCGCAGGCGGGUCUCAAAGUCGCGAUCGCAGACUUGUCGGACGAGGCGCUCGAGAACAGUCGCAACAUUAUCACAAAGUCCUUGACCCGCAUUGCGCGCAAGAAGAACCCCGACGACUCGGCAGCCCAGAAGCAGUUCGUCGACGGCGUCUUUGCCAACCUCACGACAACCACCUCUGCGCAAGAAGCGAUCGCCAAUUCGGACCUGGUCAUUGAAGCCAUUGUCGAGAACUUGGCGACCAAGCAGGAGCUGUUCCGCAGGCUGGACGGCAUGGCGGACCCGAAGACCAUCUUCGCCUCGAACACAAGCUCUCUCAGCAUCCGGAAGAUCGCUGAGGUCUGCUCAGACGACAGGCGAAAACGCUUCAGCGGCGUGCACGCGUUCAAUCCAGUACCGCAGAUGAAGCUCAUCGAGAUCAUCUCGACGACCGAGACUCAGCCGGAAAUCACGGAGGCUCUUCUCGACCUUUGCAAGCGGAUGGGCAAGACUCCGGUUCAAUGCGCAGAUACCCCGGGAUUUAUCGUCAACCGCCUCCUCGUCCCUUACCUCCUCGAAGCGAUCCGCAUGGUCGAGCGCGGCGACGCGACGGCGGCGGACAUCGACACGGCGAUGAAGCUUGGUGCUGGUGUGCCCAUGGGUCCUCUUGAGCUCUCCGACUUCGUCGGCCUCGACACCCUCUCGCACAUCGCCCGCGGUUGGCGCGAAGAGCGCGUCCAGACGGGCGAGAUCGACGCCAAGCAGGUCGAGGAGAUCAAGAUCCUCGACAAGCUUGUCGCCGAGGGCAAGAAGGGCAGGAAGAGCGGAGAGGGGUUCUUCAUCUACUCGUCGUAA
This is a messenger RNA of Rhodotorula toruloides NP11, 975 nucleotides long. RefSeq names its product 3-hydroxyacyl-CoA dehyrogenase. The transcript is spliced from 8 exons. Gene Ontology annotation, biological process: fatty acid beta-oxidation. Gene Ontology annotation, molecular function: NAD+ binding; (3S)-3-hydroxyacyl-CoA dehydrogenase (NAD+) activity. The record is from RefSeq and is a predicted model, not a curated record. The coding region runs from base 1 to 975 and encodes 324 amino acids. Gene Ontology annotation, cellular component: mitochondrion. Lineage: Eukaryota; Fungi; Basidiomycota; Microbotryomycetes; Sporidiobolales; Sporidiobolaceae.